GGGGGAAAGCUCGGGAAGGUGAAGAGAGUAGUGGGAUCGGGCUGACAAGGGAAAGAGACAGGCAGGGAAGGAGAGGAGAAAGGUGGAGGGAAGAGCUGGGCGUGGCUAAGUGAGCGGGGUGGGGCGAGUAGGGGCGGGGUUGGAAGAGGCAGGUGGAUAAUCUGGACCUGCAAAGGGAAAGUGAGAAAAUGUGGGGAGAAAAAGGGUCGCGGUUCGAGGGGGAAGUUGAAGAUCGAGAGGUCAGCGUGGAACGAGGAGAGGGCGCGGGGCGAGGAGAGAUAUGGCAUCCAGGGACAAGUCCGCGGGGAGGAGAGAUGCGGGGCCGGGAGAGAUCCUGAGGAGAGGAGAGAACGAGGGGCUAGGAGAGAUCGCGGGGCGAAGAGAGAUCCUGGGACAAAGAAAGGGUUUCUUACGAGAAAGGAAAAGAGGAGCGGUCUCCUGGUGAGAAGAGAUUCCAAAGGGAGGAGAGAACCAGGGGCGAAGAGAGAUUCCGGGGCGAGGAGAGAUCCCGAGGAGAGAGCUCUCGAGGCGAAGAGAGACCACAGGGCCAGGAGAGACCCCGAGGGAAGGAGAGAUCAUGGCGUGAGGAGAGAACCCCAGGGGAGGAGAGAUCCCAAGGAGUGGAGAGAUGACGGAGGGAGGAGAGAUCCCGAGGCGAAGAGAGACCUCGGGGCGAGGAGAGAUCCGGAAGGGAGAGGAGACCCGUGGGUGAGCAGAAACCCCCCGGCGAAGAAAGGGUCCCUGACGAGAAGGGGAGAGUUGAGGAAGGGAAGACCCUUGACAAGAAGAGAUCCUGGGGAGAGGAAAAACACUGGGGAGAGCAGAGACCCCAACGGGAGGAGAGAAACAGAAUCGAAGAAAGGGUCUCUUAUGAGACGUCCCGAGGUUCGGAGAGGGUCUCUAAGGAGAAGCGGCCAGGUUCUAGCUGCACAUAGUGCGCUGCCCAGCCAUGAUCCAUACCGGUUCUGUGUGCCCGAGAGUACGACUCCUUCGGGUGUUUUUGGCACUUCUGGCGGUACCAGUGGCAUCGUCGAGGGUGUGGGAAAGCGAUGAUUUCCAGGACUGCACCUGGAAGGUUGUUCUGAACAAGUUUGAUAGGGUAGGUGACACCCACGUGAGUGACCGCUUCUAUGAUCAAGAGCCCGUGGAUACAGUGAACAGCGUAUUCAGCAUGCUGGUGGACUCGCCCAUUGAUCCACAGGAGAAAUAUUUGGGCUUCCCUUACUACCUCAAAAUCAACUACUCCUGUGAGGGACAGCCCUCCGAGGACCUGGUCCGCAGUGGCCACCUGAUGGGGCUGAAGCCCCUGGUGUUGGUCACCUUCCAGUCCUCUGUGAACUUCUACCGCUGGAAGAUAGAGCAGCUACAGAUCAGGAUGGAGGCGGCCCCCUUCCGCUACCCAGGGCCGUGCCUGGCGGAGGAGGUGUGCUCCAUGAGCUGGUUCAUGCCCAUGCCCAUCCAGAACGGCAGCGUGGUCGUGAAGGUGGAGGUCACCAGCAACGGCCUGGGGCCCUUCAUUCCCAAUAAAAGGUUCCGCGUGAACAUCAACGGCUUCCUGAAGAAGCAGCAAAACACGAUCAAGUUCACGCUGGGAUCAGAGCUUUUUGACCUGACACCCCAGUACUUUGUGAAUGCCUCCUCAAGGCCCCUGUGGUACACUCUGGACCAGUCACCGGUGCUCAUUCUGGGUGGCAUUCCCAAUGAGAAGGCCAUCCUGCUGACUGACACCAACUUUGAGACCUUCUCUCUUGUGGAGCUGAGCAUUGACAGUUGCUGGGUAGGCUCCUUCUACUGCCCCCAGGCUGGCUUCUCGGCCACCAUCUAUGAUGCCAUCUCUACGGAGAGCACCGUCUUCAUUCGGCAGAACCAGCUCGUCUACUAUUUCACAGGCACCUAUGCCACGCUCUACGACCGCAGCCACAGCAGUGGCAGCUGGGUUCGGGUCCUGGCCACCGAGUGCAUCAAGAGGCUGUGUCCUGUGCUUUUGCACAGCAACGGCUCUGAGUACAUCAUGGCCCUCCCCACAGGGAAGCAUGAGGGCUAUUUGCACUUUGGGACCAUUACCGAUGGCCGUGUGUCCUUCGAGAUGCUGCCCAAGGGCCGGUCCGUAUGCGAGCAGAUCUUGGUCGGCAACUGCUCCAUUAUAUGGGCCGUGUUCGUCUCGGGAGAGUACAUCCUCCUGCUGCUGGUGGAGGUCGAGGACUUAAACGCCAAGUCUUUCCGAGUGCUCCGCUACAGCCUGAUCAGUGACGACACGGAAGACCUCUACAUCAUCCCAGAUUUCAUCCCUGAUGCUCAGGGCUUGGAGUACCUGAUGAUGGUAGGCACAGAGAUGUACACCAGCUCCCCCAUGGUGCCCAAGGGCCUGUUCUUCAACACCUACAACAACAUGCUGUUCAUCUGGGGCAACUUCCUCCUGCAGAGCUACAAUGCUGAAAACUACACCUACCUGGCGGGUUUCCCCAAAGACUUGAGCAUCAAAUACCUGGUCAACUCAUUUGGUGGGGACAUCGCUAUUAUCACGGAGACGGAAGAGAUCUGGUACCUCCUGGAGGGCAAUUAUCGCUUGUACCGGCUGUUCCCGUCCCGGGGCUGGAGCAUCCACUUCAGUCUGCAGAUGCUGCAACAGUCCUCCCUCUAUGCCGCCAACGAGACCACGGUCACCUUCUUCUAUGAAGACAGGGAGCUGUACCAGCUGGUGUACCUCAUGGGCCACGGGCAGGGUCGCCUGGUCAAGAGGCUCGUGCCUGUGGAGAAGCUGCUGCUGUACGAGCAGCAGAGCCACUACCGCUUAGAGCAGCAGGGGGGCCGCCCGGUGCUGUCCUUCACCAACCAGUGCCCCUUCACCAUGCUGAGCCUGCUGAACCUGCCCAACCCGCAGGCCUACACGCGCGAGGAGCGCUACCGGGCCAGGCCACCACAGGUCCUGGAGAGCUCGGGCUUCCACAGCAAGAACUCGCUCGCUGUCUACCAGGGCCUCCUCUACUACCUGCUCUGGCUGCACUCCAAGUACAACAAGCCGUAUGCGGACCCGGUGCACGACCCUACCUGGCGCUGGUGGAAAAACAAGAAACAAGACCAGGAUUACUACUUAUACCUGGAGAGAAACUGGCUGAGUGCGGGCGGUGUGCACAUUGACAUGGCCAGCUACGAAAAGAUCUACAACCUCAAGUCCGAAUACCAGCUGCCCCAGUUCAUUUUCCUGGACAAGGGCAACUCCUACCGGUUCUCCUUAAAGAUGCGCUCUAAAGAGGGCUCCGCCUUCCUGGUGCAGCGCAAGCUGGCAGUGGGUUUUCUGCUGGCUGAUCCCCACUGCAUCGAGGCCUUUGCGAACCAGGAGGCCACUGUUCUUCGAAACUCGGUGCAAUUCUUGAUUACGCUCAGGGAUAAAGAGCUUUGCUAUGACCAGGGCAUUAGUGGACAUCACCUCAUGAAGACUUCCGUGAUGGUCAAGGUGCAGGGGUCUUCUGGGCACUGUUUCCAGAGCACCCACUUUGGGCUCCGCAUGCAAGGCAACCUAAUGCUGCCAGUGUUUAUCGGCUGCCCACCAGGCAAGCGCCUGGCCUUUGACGUCACCUACACGCUGGAAUACAACCGCCUGCUCAACAAACAAUACUUUGACUGCGUGCACCCGGACCCUGAGAUGCCCUGCUUUCUCUUCCGUGACAAGUUCUACCCUUUCUUCUUGAUUCAAGAUUUGGUGACGGGCGACUCCGGCAGUUUCAAGGGCAGAUACGUACUGAAGGUGGUGGGCGGCGGGCCUACUCUGGAGAGCCUCCGGGACUACAGCGAGGAGGAAAUCUACCGCUUCAACAGCCCGCUGGACACCUUUUUGGCCGUGUCUCCAAGAGAUACCAGGAUGAGAGGAGGCCUGAAACUACGGCAGGGUGUGUGGGAUGGAGGGGAUAUCAGGGCCUGGCACACACUGUGGCAACACAGCUGUGGUUGGCAACACAAAAGCCUGAAUUUGGCUUCCAGGUGGCUGUGUUUGGAGAACUCCCCGUGCUAUGAUACCGUCCCCCAAAGCAUCUUCUCACCUGAAUUCUUCUUCAAGGUGUUGGUGAGCAAUAGAGGCGUGGACAGUAGCACAUACUGUGACUACCAGCUCAUCUUCCUGCUGCACAUCCACGGGCUCCCGCUCAGCUUCUGGCGUGCCCUUUUAAUUGCCAUUGUGUCGGCCAGCGUGUGUGUGGGCCUGGUGAUCCUCUACGUCACCUUCUGCCUCCUGUGGCCCCUUAUGGUGAAGGCUUGGAACAUGUUCCUCUGGAAGAGGAAUGCAGUCAUCACCUUGGAGUCCUACUGCUCCUACGCCAUGUCCACCAAGUCCACAAGCAGCUCAUCGCAGACAAGUGGCAAUGCCAACUCCAAGAUCACCUCCAAAGUUACCCUAACAGAGGAUGAAGGGGACAAGGCUGUGGCUGAGGAAGCUGUAGGCAAUGAGACACUGACCUGAGCCUCUUGCUUGCCUUAACCCCUUCCCCACCCGUGGUUUCUCCUAGUAGCCCAUCCUGGGAAUGCAGCUGGCUCCCACCCCAGCCUUUGUUUUGCUUGAAUGUUCACUUCUUAUUCAGACCCAAAUAAAGCCCUAUUUCAGGACCAGCCAUGA
Heterocephalus glaber (naked mole-rat) is the source of this 4606-nucleotide messenger RNA. NCBI's taxonomy places the organism in Eukaryota, Metazoa, Chordata, Mammalia, Rodentia, Bathyergidae. The record is from RefSeq and is a predicted model, not a curated record.